Messenger RNA from Naegleria gruberi, 1050 nucleotides. RefSeq lists its product as uncharacterized. The record is from RefSeq and is a predicted model, not a curated record. Lineage: Eukaryota; Heterolobosea; Eutetramitea; Acrasida; Naegleriidae. The transcript has a single exon. Gene Ontology annotation, molecular function: GTPase activator activity; small GTPase binding. Gene Ontology annotation, biological process: nucleocytoplasmic transport; activation of GTPase activity. Gene Ontology annotation, cellular component: nucleus; cytosol; perinuclear region of cytoplasm. Bases 1 to 1050 code for a protein of 349 amino acids.
AUGGAAGAGAAAGUAAAAAAGCAUGUGAAACUCGAACAAGAAAUAUUUUCAGAUGAUAUUUGUUUUGAAAUAAUUUGCAUGAUUGAUGAUUCGUGGUUUAUUUUAAAUAAUUGUACUUUAAUUUCAAAACAAUUCUUUAAUGUGAUCAAGGAACGUUCAAAACUUGUUAUUCAAUUUAAAAACAACAUUACAGAGAAACGAGUUGAAUUAUUCAUGAAAAGUCAGUUUAUGAAUAGUAUUGUUGAUGUUAAAUUUUCAACAAAUUUGCUGGAAGCCAUAGAACAACUCAAAUUCGUAACUGAAAUGAAACAAUUAACAUCACUUAAUAUUCGUGGCAAUCGAAUUGGUGUAGAAGGAGCCAAAUAUAUCAGUGAAAUGAAACAAUUAACAUCACUUAAUAUUUCUUACAAUGUAAUUGGUGAUGAAGGAGCUAAAUAUAUCAGUGAAAUGAAACAAUUAAUAUCACUUAAUAUUCGUGAAAAUGAAAUUGGCGAUGAAGGAGCCAAAUAUAUAAGUGAAAUGAAACAAUUAACAUCACUUGAUAUUUCUUACAAUAUAAUUGGCGAUGAAGGAGCCAAAUAUAUAAGUGGAAUGAAACAAUUGACAUCACUUAAUAUUUAUUACACUCUCAUUGGUAUAGAAGGAGCUAAAUUCAUUAGUGAAAUGAAACAAUUAACAUCACUUAAUAUUUCUGAAAAUGAAAUUGGUAUAGAAGGAGUCAAAUACAUUAGUGAAAUGAAACAAUUAACAUCACUUAAUAUUUCUUACAAUAGAACUGGUGAUGAAGGAGCUAAAUUCAUUAGUGAAAUGAAACAAUUAACAUCACUUAAUAUUUGUGGCAAAGUCAAAUUCAUUAGUGAAAUGAAACAAUUAACAUCACUUAAUAUUCGUGGCAAUCGAAUUGGUGUAGAAGGAGCCAAAUAUAUAAGUGAAAUGAAACAAUUAACAUCACUUAAUAUUCGUGGCAAUAGAAUUGGUGAUCAAGGACUAAAUCAUGAGAAUUCACUACUGUGGGGAGCAAAUAAGUUCAACAAAUCAGAGAGCUAUUAG